AUGGAUGUUGCCGUUGAUUGGAAGAAAACUCUGGCGGGUAUUCACGGAUUGACAGCCGGCUAUGUUGACCAACGUCUACUGAAAAUCAAUGCCAAGGUAUUCCAUUCAUAUGAUUCAACAGUGUUCUGCAACAGCCUGUCAAAGUAUGUGAAGCCACUAUUACUAACUGAUUUAUAUGGAAUGCUUUUUAAUGGAGAGAUGGGAUCUGGUGACAAGCAGUCAGCUGUUCACGGUUCUGUUUCUGCUGUAAUAUCAGUUCUCAAGGAUCCUGUAAGAAGCUCAUUAAUCCAGCUAGCGCAAGAAGAAAAUCAAGCUAUAAAGAGGCAAAAACUUGAAGAGGGGAAAGCUAGACAGAUCCUUAGCAUCAAACCCCAAGAAGGAACGCACAUAUUAAAAUUUCAUCUGAAGCUCCAAAUUUUGCUCAAGAAAAUCAGGCUACAAAGAGGCAAAAACUUGAAGAGGGGAAAGCUAGACAAGAACGCACAUAUUAAAAUUACAUCUGAAGCUCCAAAAGCUCCAAAUUUUGCUCAAGAAAAUCAGGCUACAAAGAGGCAAAAACUUGAAGAGGGGAAAGCUAGACAAAUCCUUAGCAUCGAACCCCAAACUUUGCUCCAUAAAACAAGACCUGGGAAAUCUACCAGUAACUUGUACACUUCAACUGCUAAAACACGUACAGAAGACAGAAAGAUUUGUGUUCGAGAACCAGCAGCCCCAUUUAUUUCAAUGGCAGAAAUGAUGAAGACGUUCGAAUAUAGUACAAGGGAGAUGUCAAUGCCACGCUUGAAUUGUUCCAUGAUGGUAUGGCUGGAAUCAGUGCAGAGGAAAUGAGGAAUCCUAUAAGUUUACACUGACAAGGCCCAAGGAACUUGAACUUGAAACAGCUCAACGUUACCGUCCAGUAAAACUUAAGAGCUCAGCUAUGUUGGAAGAAGAAAUGAUGGCAAAAUUCCCCAAGUUUAAGGCUCGUCCUCUAAAUAAGAAGGCUCCACUCAGCUCAUUCAUUGGUAGUGGAUUUGCUGAGAUGUGGGAGGGCCUUAUACAGAAGACUAAGGAUGGAGGCUUGGAUGUUAUUGAUACCUAUGUGUUCUGGAACCUCCAUGAACAUUCACCUGGCAAUGUGUUGUUUGCUUAGGCAGCCAAAGUUAUGACCAUUUGAUGGAACUUCAUAAGGCGAUUACGUUAAGUGAGAGAGCUUUAGUUAAUGCAGAUCCGACUGUUACGCCGUUGGGAAACUAUGAACAGGCACAUGUAUUUUCUUCCAUGUCUGGUGGCUGUGCGUCUUUUCUCGCAAAUUUCCAUUUGAAUUCACCUGCCACAGUGACAUUCAAUCAGAGGCACUAUGAACUGCCACCUUGGUCAAUUAGUAUUCUUUCAGAUUGCAAAACUGCUGUCUUUAAUUGUUGGCCUUUACUUACAGAUCUUAUGUCUUUUAGGAAUUAGGAGAACAAUAUCUAUUUUCCCUC
This is a messenger RNA of Ipomoea nil (Japanese morning glory), 1463 nucleotides long. RefSeq lists its product as uncharacterized. NCBI's taxonomy places the organism in Eukaryota, Viridiplantae, Streptophyta, Magnoliopsida, Solanales, Convolvulaceae. The record is from RefSeq and is a predicted model, not a curated record. The coding region runs from base 1 to 828 and encodes 275 amino acids. The transcript is spliced from 16 exons.